CUUUACCAACAGGGCCGCUUAUGCCAGCUGGGUAGUGAAUUUUGUGAACUAGAAGUUUUUGCAAAGGUGCUACGAGCUUUAGAUAAAAGACAUCUGCUUCAUCACUGUUUUCAGGCUUUGAUGGACCAUGGAGUAAAAGUUGCUUCUGUACUGGCCUAUUCUUUCAGCAGACGGUGCUCCUACAUCGCAGAAUCUGAUUCUGCUGUAAAAGAAAAAGCAAUCCAGAUUGGUUUUGUUUUAGGAGGCUUCCUAUCAGAUGCAGGCUGGUAUAGCGAUGCUGAGAAGGUAUUUCUUUCCUGCCUUCAGUUAUGCACCCUUCAUGAUGAAAUACUUCAUUGGUUUCGUGCAGUAGAAUGUUGUGUAAGGUUACUGCAUGUUCGAAAUGGUAACUGUAAAUAUCACUUGGGAGAAGAAACAUUCAAACUAGCUCAGUCUUACAUGGACAAACUUGCAAAACACGGUCAGCAAGCAAACAAAGCAGCUCUCUAUGGGGAGCUGUGUGCGCUGCUUUUUGCCAAGAGUCACUAUGAUGAGGCUUAUAAAUGGUGUAUAGAAGCUAUGAAGGAGAUCACAGUUGGCCUGCCUGUAAAAGUAGUAGUGGAUGUUUUACGACAAGCUUCAAAGGCUUGUGUUGUGAAACGUGAAUUUAAAAAAGCUGAACAGCUGAUAAAACAUGCAGUAUACCUUGCGCGGGAGCAUUUCGGAGCCAAGCACCCCAAAUAUUCUGAUACGUUACUAGACUAUGGAUUUUACUUGCUCAAUGUAGACAACAUAUGCCAAUCAGUUGCAAUCUAUCAGACAGCUCUUGAUAUCCGGCAGUCAGUAUUUGGAGGUAAAAACAUACAUGUAGCCACAGCUCAUGAAGACUUGGCUUACUCUUCUUAUGUUCACCAGUACAGCUCUGGAAAAUUUGACAAUGCACUGUUCCACGCUGAACGUGCUAUUGGCAUUAUAACUCAUAUUCUCCCAGAAGACCAUCUUCUCUUGGCAUCUUCCAAGAGAGUUAAAGCACUUAUCCUGGAGGAGAUUGCAAUAGACUGUCACAACAAGGAAACUGAGCAGAGAUUACUUCAAGAAGCUCAUGACUUGCAUCUCUCCUCACUCCAGUUAGCUAAAAAGGCAUUUGGGGAGUUUAAUGUACAAACAGCAAAACACUAUGGCAACCUUGGAAGACUGUAUCAGUCCAUGAGAAAAUUUAAGGAAGCAGAGGAAAUGCACAUCAAAGCAAUUCAGAUUAAGGAGCAGCUUCUAGGUCAAGAAGAUUAUGAAGUUGCCCUGUCAGUGGGACAUCUAGCUUCUCUCUAUAACUAUGAUAUGAGUCAAUAUGAAAAUGCUGAAAAGCUUUAUUUGAGAUCCAUAGCAAUUGGAAAGAAGCUUUUUGGUGAAGGAUAUAGUGGACUUGAAUAUGAUUACAGAGGUCUCAUUAAACUGUACAAUUCUAUUGGCAAUUAUGAGAAAGUUUUUGAGUACCACAAUAUUUUGGCCAAUUGGAACCGGUUGCGGGAUCGGCAGUUCUCGGUUACAGAUGCUCUGGAGGACGUAAGCACCAGCCCUCAGUCCACUGAAGAAGUGGUCCAGUCUUUUCUCAUGUCUCAGAACGUUGAUGGACAGAGUAGCUAAGGAACUUGGUCAAUUAACCAGUUAAGGUUUUUUUUUUUCCCCCAGAUUACAGGGGAAAGUCAUACUGUGAAAUCUAAACCAUGUAGUUCUCUGGGGGCUGGAAUUUGCAUUGAAACACUGGUCCAGUCUACUGAAGAGUGCCCAUACGGAUGAAUGUGUGUUAAAUUCUUAAUCAGCAUGUGUAUGGCAUGUUUAGUUCGGCUCAGAUUUUGAACUUGGUAUUCCAGAAAACCCCUUCUUUUUCUCUUCUUUCAAAAGAAGCUACUUUGCAGAAAGUCUGCAAGAAAGCAUUAAAUAAAACUGUUUGAGUCCAAAAGAGUUGCAUUCUUAUUAUGAAUGGAAGGUUUCAUCAAGAGCUUUCUUCUGAAAAAUAGAAAGAAUAAACGCUGUACUAUAAGAAAUUAUACGAGAAAGGUCUUUCUACUGUAUGCAUUGUAGCAAAGUUAAUCACAAACGUUUAAGAAAAGGAGAAUGCCCUAGCCUUGGCUGCUGCCUUAUGAAGAAAAGUGGCGAAGAACCACUUUGGAAAGCAACAUGCUCUUUGUGAACCACGAUAGGUUGUUAAGCAAGUAGCCACCGUAUGUUGUUUUUAAUCUCCUGAACUGGACCAGUGUUCAUCUGUAAGUGAUAGAAGAUCCAGUAGACCAGCAAUCUUAGUUUUCUUUGGUACCAACCAAGAGUGCUAAUCUUCAUAACAGGACCAGGAAAAUCAAAAGUGGACCAGCCUGCUAGAAAAAGUUUUUGGACCAGUGGCUUUAAUUUAAUAUUUCUGCCCCUGCAUUCACUUUUACGGUAGGAUUAUUUCAUUUAGAUGUAUGAUCAGUGCAAAAUUAUAUUCAUGUAAUAGAUACAAAACUAGGAAGUGAACGUUCUUUAGCAGUUGCGAUGGCAUGUCUUUAACUAGUAAGCUUGUACAGAUAUUAAUGUCAAUGCCACAAGCAAAAACUAGAAAUGCUUAACUAUUUGCCGCAGCCAUCUGAUUUUCCUUUUUUGAAUGGGCUUACUCUAAUAAUUGAGGCAGUAACUUGUUUAUACCAGCUAAUAGUUUUGUAUUACAAUCCAGUUCAAUUUUGUUUCUGGAGAAAACAACUUAUUGUACAGUUUGCAGGGGUCAGUGGAAAAUGCCAAAAAGCACAACAGGUCUUUUUUGUGAUGCUUCGUUUCUACAUUAAACGAUAGUACAACCAGAAACUGAUUCCUUUAUGUUAAUUUAAAAAGCAGAAGUCAGCUAUAAAGAUCCUUUAAUAACGCCUAUCUCACUAGCUUGUCUUAAUUUUUCUUGUUUUGUGGGGGGCUACUUUGUUGUGUGGUUUUUUGUUUUUUGGGUUUUUUUGUGUUUUUUUGUUUUCCAGUUGAGGUAAUACUCUGUUUGAACGUCUGUGUAACAUAGCAAACCAGAAACAACUCACUGUUGUUACCUCAGUUCUUAUUAUAGUGGCACAAACAGUGCUCCUAUAGUUAGGAUUUUGUCAGUUUUGGGUUUUCUCCCUUCCUCCCCUAUUUUCAGGGGGUUUAUAACUUGGCCGUGAAAGUUCAGUCCAAGCUGAGGCUCAGCAAGGAAGGUUCCUACGGGACUUGGACUGGAUGUUUUGUUUGGGGGUUGUUUUUCAUUUGUUCAUAAAAGUUUGGGGCAGGGAAAGCUGCUUGAAGGUCUUCAAGAGAGAGUGCAGAGAAGAAACAUAGAAAUUUCAGACACUACUUUGAGCUUACUGGCUCUUCUAAGAACUGAAAUGUUACAGGCCAAUAGUUCAUAUACUAGUGCCUUCAAGUAUCUUUUGGGGGGGAAAGGCUGAAUAAUACCAACUUUUAAAAUGCAGUUAUGUAAUUAGUGAAUGCAGCUUUAAUGAUUGUAUAAUUGGAAUAUUUUCAAUAAAGUGAUAGGAAGUACUUGCAUCAAAAAAACUGUGGCAUUAACGUGUAGACUGCAGUAUAUCCUCAAAGGCUGUUCACUGAAAAUCCAGCUUAAAAUCAUGCAUGGAUUUAAAUUCUGAUUUCUUCAUAGCAAUAGUGGUUGCUUAUGUGAGGGCUUUAGAUAUCGCAAAAGAUUUGGCUUACUACCAUGCAAAACAUAUUUAGCCCUGAAUGUUCAUACAGCAGGGCACUGAUGGUUUAUAAAAUUUCUGAAUUCUUUUCUUAAUUCAUAUUAAAACUAUUUAAAGUGAAAUUAGGUAGGUAAUACUAGUAUUGGAACUUGAGCAGGGGGAGCGUUAAGAUUGUCCUAGACAAGUUGUGUAAUUUCUGUACUGCAGAAGUGUUUAAAAGCCUCAAACUGGGUACAUGGAUUUACGUUGUCUGGAGAUAUCAUUUGCUCAGGGUUUGGAAUCUUGGGUCUCUGCUUCUAGUUUUUGGCAGAGGACCCUCAAAGUCCUCAAGGUUUCAUUUGGAAUGGGGCGCGUUAUUUAAGUGAUGCUGGUAAAAGUGCUCUGCGUGAACCAUUGCUGUGGUUUUGUUUUGUUUUUCCUCCUAGCUCUCUAUGGUUUGUGUCUGUUUCAUCCGUUGCCUUCAAUUUAUGGCCAAUAGGAGAGCUGCUGACGUGGGGCAGGUUAGGGAGGUGUUAUGCAUCUCUCCAAUAACCAAACACAUCAGUUAAUUAACUUAAUCAGUAAGCUUUUUCUGUCUUAUCAAACCUGCUGGCUGCAUGUGCUUUUCUUUCUUGCUUACAGCUGCUUCAUGAGCUUAUUGUAUACUUUGGUGUAUUUAAGGCUUGUCUGGAAGGAAUUAGGGUCCUAAAAAUCACUCGGAGUUCUCCCUGAUAAUAGGCUUUGGCCAAAAAACAUGACUUUGACAAGAGUAUUUGCAGUGAUCCUUGUAGGACUACUAGCAUGCCUUUCACGUGACUGAACAAAGUACUGACGUGACUGUUGGGUUGAACUUCUCAUUAUAGCACCUUUGCAGCUCCAGUCGUGCCACAGCAUGUUAAUUUUGGUGGAAGAUAGCUGUGGCUGAUUGCUAAAGUUUUCAAAGCACAGGAGGUUGCAGAACAACUUUGUAGCUGCUUACAAAAUGCCUUGUUGCCUGCUCUGCAUGCUGUAGUUUGAAACCUUGACUUAAUGCUUUCCCUGCUGCAGAUGCACUCUUCAUGUCAUCAUACUACAACUGUCGCUUUCUUUGACUUUUAAAUCUAUGUCUUAAAUUGAGUUCUCAGAAGAAAUUAGCCUUCUGUAUUGGCAUGUGGACACAAUAUUUGAAAUGCUGUGUUUUUUAGUCGUUUCCCUACUCUGUGAUUGUCUCUGAUGGCACAGCUUGUUGUUUCCUCUCUUUGAGAAAGUAGAAGUCUAGUGCAGUUGGGUGACUUUGGAGCAAGGUAAAUGCACCUUCAGGGACAUACCUCCAGAGUAAGAUACUAAGACAUGUCCUUCUGUAAAGAUGUGGGCAACUCCCAGGUGAUUGCAGUAAAUUUGCAGGUGACUUGUAAAAAUUGCUUCGGUAUUUCAUGACUUCUGUACCAGGCAGAGCUGAAGGAGCAGAGGGUCUAUUUCCCCCAUGCCUUCCUCCUACUGGUAAAUCCAUGCUGUGUGGCUUUUCAGUGCAGAACUUAUAACACAGACCUCGCACCUUCCUCCUCCCAGUGUUAGAACUGAGGAAUUUUCUUCCUGUCUUACCCCCAAAACAAGUCUUGCAUGCAUGUUUAAAUGUAAGUAUUGGGGAAGGGGCUAUAUGGACAGCCUUGCGCUUUGGGAGAACUCAUGCCUCCUGUCACUGAAGUAGCCAGCUACGAAA
Molecule: messenger RNA, 5340 nt
Organism: Struthio camelus australis
Lineage: Eukaryota; Metazoa; Chordata; Aves; Struthioniformes; Struthionidae
Source: RefSeq, a predicted model, not a curated record